Messenger RNA from Anolis sagrei ordinatus, 2956 nucleotides. It is a transcript of the gene CCDC85C, whose product is annotated as coiled-coil domain containing 85C. Lineage: Eukaryota; Metazoa; Chordata; Lepidosauria; Squamata; Anolidae. Gene Ontology annotation, cellular component: apical junction complex. The record is from RefSeq and is a predicted model, not a curated record.
UAUAUAUAUAUAUAUACAAGUAUAUAUAUACUGCAAGAUGUUGCAAUAAUUUUUUACACUUUGGUGGGUUUUGAACAAAACUUUUGAAAGAAAACCAAAAGAAAGAGACUUUGUGUGCUCCUCAUAAUAUUGAGAUAUAGCAAGAGGAUAAACAUGGCCAAAAAUUCAGUAGAAGGAUCCAAGGAAGACCUGACCAAAAUGGCAGAAGAAGACAUGUUGAGGUGGAGCAAAGAAGACUUGGUGAAGCGGCUCAAGAAAGUCGAGAACGAGAAGAUGAACGUGAUGGUGGAGCACAGCAACCUGAUGAAGGACGUCAACCGGAGGCUGCAGGUCCACCUGCAUGAGAUCCGGGGCUUGAAAGAAGUCAACCAGAAGCUUCAGGAUGACAACCAGGAGUUGAGGGAGCUCUGCUGCUUCUUGGACGAUGACCGGCAGAAAGGGAAGAAACUCUCCAGGGAAUGGCAAAGGUUCGGGAGACACACCGCCGGGGUGAUGUGGAAGGAGGUGGGGAUGUACCAGCAGAAGCUGAAGGAGCUGGAAACCAAGCAGGAGACCCUCCUGAGAGAGAACAUGGAGCUGAAAGAGAUCGUCCUGAUGUUGGACGAGGAGAGGAACGGGGCCGGCUCCCGCAGCUCCAUCGACAGCCAGGCCAGCCUCACCAACUUGAACGGAGGCUCCGGCACCCGGGAUGUUGGCGACGGGAGCAGUACUUCCAGCACCGGGAGUGCAGGGAGCCCUGAUCACCACCACCACCAUCCCCUUCACCACCACAAACCUGUGGAGAACAAGGCUGGAGCUAUCCGGAGGUCCAUGGAUGACCUUUCAGCACCGCUUCACCACAGGAGCAUUCCCAAUGGCCUCAAUGAUUCAUCAUCCAACUACAUCAGACAACUUGAAACAAAAGUGAAGCUGCUAGAGGACGAUAAUAAACUUCUUUCUCAGCAGUCAACAACUGAUUUGAGGACUCUGCGGAAAGGGUUAUCCCCGUACCAUUCGGAGUCCCAGCUGUCAUCACUGCCACAGUAUCAGGAUGCCAUGCAAAAUGGGCCCAUUCGUAUGACUCCUGAUCUCACUGGUUCUCCAGCAGUGGGCUAUGUUCCCAUAAGCCAGAAACCUGAGGCUGUGGUGCACGCUAUGAAGGUCCUUGAAGUCCAUGAGAAUUUGGACAGGCAAAUACAAGAAAACUAUGAAGAAGACCUGAGUGAAAAGGAGAAAGCAAUUGUUCGUGAAAUGUGCAAUGUGGUCUGGCGGAAACUAGGUGAUGCUGCAAGCUCCAAGCCAUCCAUCCGGCAACAUCUUUCGGGUAACCAGUUCAAGGGCCCUUUGUAAGAAGCCUCACACCACAAGACUGGGAGUGGAAAGAAUGAGAUGAACAAGGACUUCUCUGCCUCUAGCUGCCACAGCCAUCUCUCCUGCUGACCCCCAGUUCUGUACCUGUUCAUAGUGUAAAUAAGGCAGCUCAAGACCUAGAUAGUAAGCUGACCCGAUUCAGAACAACGCUACGUGGGUUAAUAACAAUCCUCUAGUGGCCCAUUUGUGUCACUUGUAUUGUAGUGGGGAAAUCACCCCAAGCCUGCUCUAUUGUAUGGUCAUGUGUAGAAAUACCCAAACCCAAGUGAAUUUCUAGGAGGAGAAAGAAACAAGGAGCCCCUACCUGUGGAAGAUUUACACUUUUUUCGUUUGUGCCGAUGUGUGGACCAGCACCACACCAGCUCCCUGCAGCUUGCUUUUGUGGAAAGACUGAGGAAAACUGCAAGUAUACUUGUUGUUUCCAUGCCUAUUGAGAAGAACAUUUUUGUCAUUUGGCUGGUCCCAAAAUGCCACAGCUUUCUAAGGACUGGUCCCAUAAUGCUGCAGCUUACAUGUCACCAUGAUGAUAGCUUUCCUCUGGUUCAGAGGUGGAAAAAUGCACCUCCCAGAGACAAGUCCCAGUAUUCCUUACCAUUCCUUCUGGAAUUUACAUUCCAACAAUAUCUUGAGAGCUACUCUAUACCAACCUCUGCUCUAUGGAAGCAAUCUUUGAUUAUUUUGUUGUUGCCUGCAGGGAUAAAUAAUUAGAGGAGACUUCUCACUGGAGCAGAAGAAAACAAACAUUAUUCCACAGUAGUGGGAUGUCCUGAAGUGCUGCAGGGGAAUUCGUUUGUGUAGAAAAACACAUGGGCUUCUUUGCACAAAACCUGUGCUGAGACUGCUGACUUAGUUAUGAAUGUUUAACUCAAUAUCAUCUCCUGGCCUAACACUCCUGAUGUACUUCAACAGCCACCAGCAGCAUUGAGUCAUUACUCAAUGAAGGUCUGUUCUUCAGGGGAUUGGGAUGCAGUAGAAUGGUAUUUUCAUUCCCCUCUUUCUAGCAAAAUCUGCAUUGUGAAGAGUUACAGCAGGGAUCCUAUUUCCGAUUGCCACAACCUUUCUUGCUUGUAGAAAGGAGAUGUAAAUAUCAUCCCCCUCUGUGACCUGAUUGCUAGUAGAACAGACCACCAUUACACAAUGCAGCUGCUUAGAAUCAUAGAAUCAUAGAGUUGGAAGAGACCUCAUGGGCCAUCCAGUCCAACCCCCUGCCAAGAAUCAGGAAUAUUGCAUUCAAAGCACCCCUGACAGAUGGCCAUCCAGCCUCUGGAUCCUACACCACACUCUGGGGCAGAGAGUUCCACUGCUAAAUGGCUCUCACAGUCAGGAAGUUCUUCCUAAUGUUCAGAUGGAAUCUCCUUUCUUGUAGUUUGAAGCCAUUGUUCCACGUUCUAGUCUCCAAGGCAGCAGAAAACAAGCUUGCUCCCUCCUCCCUGUGACUUCCCCUCACAUAUUUAUACAUGGCUAUCAUGUCUCCUCUCAGCCUUCUCUUCUUCAAGCUAAACAUGCACAGCUCUUUAAGCCGCUUCUCCAGACCCUUGAUCAUUUUAGUCGCCCUCCUCUGGACACAUUCCAGCUUGUCAAUAUCUCUCUUCAAUUGUGGUGCCCA